This is a messenger RNA of Sabethes cyaneus, 1689 nucleotides long. Its product is annotated as transmembrane reductase CYB561D2-like. The transcript is spliced from 3 exons. The record is from RefSeq and is a predicted model, not a curated record. Gene Ontology annotation, molecular function: transmembrane monodehydroascorbate reductase activity. Lineage: Eukaryota; Metazoa; Arthropoda; Insecta; Diptera; Culicidae. Bases 177 to 956 code for a protein of 259 amino acids.
CUAACAGUGAAACUAGUAUUAUUCAACAUAAAAAUUUGAAAAGCUAUGGAACCGCCGGUUCCGAAAGUGAUCAUUAUCGGAACGGUCAGCAAAUUGCUCCUGUUGGAGCUGUAUCUCAUGAACACAGUGAUAGUGUACCACAAUCUUAUCAAAACAAGCCUAUCAGCGAAGCGGUGAUGGAUGAAGUAGAAGCAGAUGAAAUCAUACCAGCGUCGGAAGGAUUUGGUAAUAGAGUAACGAACUCGCAAUUACAAAAGGAGCAUACAAGUCCGAGACAACGCGUUUCGACCUCCGAGAGGAUGCUAAGUAAGAAACUCGUCUUAUUAAAUCUGUUGACCAACUUUUUAAUGUUUGCGGUGGCCGGUUUUAUAACCUACCACUGUUUUAAUAAGGCAACUGUACUGUUUUCUUGGCAUCCGACUUUCAUGAGUAUUGGAUACCUAAUUGUGAUGUCUCAGGCGAUACUUAGCUUAUCGGGGGCAAAUCUUCUAACCUACAAAAGACACCACAAGACUAAAUUAUUCCUACAUUGGUUGCUGCAGGUUACUGGCGGUGUGCUAAUAACGAUCGCCUUCGUAUGCAUCUUUGUCAACAAGGUGCGCAUGGGCAAGGCACACUUCCAGACCACACAUGGUCUGUUCGGCCUAAUAACGGUCAUAGCAACUCUAAUUUCUAUUAGUGGCGGAGUAUUCACCAAAUAUGGGUAUCAACUUAGGCACAUAAUGAGGCCCAUUUAUUCCAAAAUUAACCAUGGAAUAGCCGGCAUUGUAACAUAUGUACUUGGUAUGAUUACUAUCGGACUUGGAAUAUACUCGGUAUGGUUCCAGGAAGAUAACAACGCACAAGUUCGGCUAGCAUUACUGAUAGGAUUGAUUGCGAUCGCGGUAAACGUUUUGAUCAACCCGAUUACAGCUACUAUAAGCAGAAUCAAAUCAGCUCUGAGGACCACGCUCUAAGCAAAAAUUCCAUUUAACAAUUGAAGACUUUUGACGUAGGACUACGUCUUUGUUUACUAUACUGGGACUGGGUAGCACUUUGUGAAAACGAAAAUAGAAGUGUAACGUUUGAAUGAAAGAUUUCAAAUGCUAAUAACUACUAAACUACUGAACGAAACUGAACAAUUUAUAUGUCGUUGGAUAGAUAAAAUGACCAGCAAUUUUUUACGGGAGUAAGAGAGCAAUUUUAAGGGGGGCGUAAGACGGGGGGCUCCUAUACAAAUGAAACACAAAUUUCCUCAAAAUUCGAGAACUAAUCAAGCAAAUGGAACCAAAUUUGGCAUGUGGGGGUUUCAGAAGGCAGCAUUAUUUUUCUACGCUGUACUGAGACCUCUUCUUCUAAGAAGGGGGGGGGGCUCCCGUACAAAUGAAAUACAAAUUUCCUCAAAACUCUAGAAGUAAUCAAGCAAAUGGAACCAAAUUUGAAGGGGUUUCAGAAGGUAAGAAUUUUUUCUAUGGUAAAUUGAGACCCUUCCCCUCUUUAGGAGGGUGGGGGGGCAUACAAAUAAUAUUCAAAUUUCCUCAUAACUCGAGAACUAUUCGAGUAAAAGGAAACAAAAUUGGCUUGUGGGGGUUUUUGGAGGUAAGAUGUUUUUCUAUUUCCUCAUAACUCUAGAACGAAUCAAGCAAAUGAAACCAAAUUUGGCAAGUGGGGGUUUUAGAAGGCAGGAUUUUUUUCUAUGGCAUAAUGAGA